AUGCAAGCUGCAAAUGCAUCCCAGGCUUACCUGAAGAACAGGACCCCCAGUCCCUUUCAUGGGCCGCAGUGGCCCCACCUGGCUUCACGAGGCGUCUACACCUCAGUGGCUGUGCUCAUGGGGGUCGUGGUGGUCUCAGCCACUCUGGUGAACGGGCUAGUCAUUGCGGUCUCCAUCCGGUUCAAGAAGCUUCGCUCUCCUUUGAACUACAUCCUGGUGAACUUGGCCUCGGCCGACCUUCUUGUCACCUUCUUUGGAAGUACCAUCAGCUUCACCAACAACACCUUUGGCUUCUUCGUGUUUGGCAAGACGGUGUGCCAGUUUGAAGGGUUCAUGGUCUCCUUAACAGGAAUUGUGGGUCUUUGGUCCUUAGCAAUCCUGGCCUUUGAGAGAUACCUCGUGAUCUGCAAACCUGUGGGAGAUUUCCGGUUCCAGCAAAGACAUGCAAUGGUUGGCUGCCUUUAUACGUGGGUAUGGUCAUUAGUUUGGACAGUCCCCCCGCUGCUUGGUUGGAGCAGCUACGUCCCAGAAGGCUUAGGAACAUCCUGUGGACCAAACUGGUACAUGGGUGGUACCAAUAAUAACAGCUACAUCAUGGCCUUGUUUGUGAUGUGCUUUGCUUUACCUCUGAGCAUGAUCCUCUUCUCCUACACCAACUUGCUGCUGACAUUGCGAGCGGUAGCGGCUCAGCAGAGAGAACAAGAGACAACGCAACGUGCUGAGAGGCAGGUGACCCAGAUGGUCAUCGCUAUGGUGAUGGCCUUUCUCAUCUGCUGGCUGCCCUAUGCCACUUUUGCCAUGGUGGUUGCCACGACCAAGGACCUCUCCAUCCAGCCGGCACUGGCCUCACUGCCGUCCUAUUUCUCCAAGACGGCCACAGUGUACAACCCCAUCAUUUAUGUCUUCAUGAACAAACAGUUCCGCAGCUGCCUCCUGAACACCAUGAGCUGUGGGCACAUCCCGCUGGCAAAGCCGGAAACGACACCAGCCGCGAUUGCCGCCCGUGGGGGCUUUGCCGUGACCUCAGAAAGGAAUGGGAAUAAAGUGGCCCCUACAUAACCGCAGGGCUUGACAGCCGAGCGUGGCUCUGAUUCCCAAGACUUACAAUUUCUGUUGGGAGCAUCACCAUUUGGAGUCUGAUGUGCUAGUUUUUUUUACUUCUGGUCAAGGUACAAGCUAUAUUUACCAUGAGAAUUCAAAUAUAUGGCUUUCACUUCAUCACUACUGCACAGAGGAUUAUCGGCUGCCCUCUCCCCUCCUUGGAAGAACUCUAUAAUUCCCGAAGCCUAAAGAAAGCCCAAAAUAUUCUGAGAGAC
This is a messenger RNA of Sphaerodactylus townsendi, 1316 nucleotides long. Its product is annotated as pinopsin-like. Gene Ontology annotation, cellular component: membrane; photoreceptor outer segment. The transcript has 5 exons. Bases 1 to 1059 code for a protein of 352 amino acids. Lineage: Eukaryota; Metazoa; Chordata; Lepidosauria; Squamata; Sphaerodactylidae. Gene Ontology annotation, molecular function: G protein-coupled receptor activity. The record is from RefSeq and is a predicted model, not a curated record. Gene Ontology annotation, biological process: visual perception; G protein-coupled receptor signaling pathway; phototransduction.